GACCCCAGUCUCACCUGAGGACAAGAACAGAAAAGGCCACCAAGGAGUAAGCAAGCAUGGUCCCAAUGGACGAGAGGUUCACAAGGUCACCGAGCUCAAACAGGAAAGCCAUGAUUGCUACAGUCAGGGCACAAAACAGGGCCCAGGAUACCCGAGAACCAGACAGCAGAUAGGGCGAGAGCGUCCAGCACUGACCUGGAAGACAGGGCACAGAGGGUGCCGAUGGCCACAGCAUAUCUGAUGGGGGCCCAUCCAAUGUGGACGAAAGCCUCCGGCAAGGGGUUCUCGGGACAUAUCAGGUAGUAGGGCACCAUGAGGGUGAGCGCUGCUGAGACACCAAAAUAGGCCAAGAAGCAGAUGAAGAUCGAGGUCACGGUGCCCAAGGGGAUGGAGUGGUGAGGGUGGAGGGCUUCUUCUCCUGCGGGACAGGGAUGGAGGGGGGAGGGUGGAGGGCUUCUUCUCCUGUGGGACAGGUAUAUGCACCGGGCGGUGAGGGUAGAGGGCUUCUUCUCCUGCGGGACAGGGAUGGAGUGGUGAGGGUGGAGGGCUUCUUCUCCUGUGGGACAGGUAUAUGCACUGGGCGGUGAGGGUAGAGGGCUUCUUCUCCUGCGGGACAGGGAUGGAGCGGUGAGGGUGGAGGGCUUCUUCUCCUGCGGGACAGGGAUGGAGUGGUGAGGGUAGAGGGCUUCUUCUCCUGCGGGACAGGGAUGGAGCGGUGAGGGUGGAGGGCUUCUUCUCCUGUGGGACAGGUAUAUGCACUGGGCGGUGAGGGUAGAGGGCUUCUCCUGCAGGAUAGGGAUGGAGUGGUGAGGGUGGAGGGCUUCUUCUCCUGCGGGACGGGGAUGGAGCGGUGAGGAUGGAGGGCUUCUUCUCCUGAAGGACAGGUAUAUGCACUGGGCCAGGAAAACGCACGGAAGCGAGGGUGCGAAACCUUCUUCCCUCUUCACCAUCCGAGAGCAGGGAAGCCUUCAAUGAAACCGGUGCCCAGCGGCCGCCCAAACUGUGCCCAAAUCCCCAAUGAGACAGAAUGACCGUGCUACCUGUGGUGGCGACGCCAUCAAAACCCACAAACGCAAAGAAACACGUGGCUGCUCCGUGGAGAAUCCCGCCAAAGUCAAAAGGCACAAACCCUCCAGAGCCCGGGGAGCCCAAGCUACGGGGACAGAAGGAACAAGAAACAUUGUUCUUAUCCCUGGACCUGAACCCAGGCGCACAUCUGGAUUAGAAGAUGCCAGGCUCAGAGGAUCUUCGUAAAGGCAAGGACCAGAUGCAUUCACACAGGAAACGAACCAUGUUCACUAAGAAGCAACUGGAAGAUCUGAACAUCUUGUUCAAUGAGAACCCAUACCCAAACCCCAGCCUUCAGAAAGAAAUGGCCUCGAAAAUAGACAUACACCCAACAGUACUGCAGGUCUGGUUCAAGAAUCACAGAGCAAAACUCAAGAAAGCCAAAUGCAAGCACAUUCAUCAAAAACAAGAAACUCCACAACCGCCAGUACCAGAGGGUGGGGUCACCACCAGUGUCGGCCUGAGAAAUGCAGACACACUACCCAGAUUGCCCAACGCUGCUCACCCGAUCGGCCUGGUGUACACGGGUCAUCGAGUCCCCUCAUUCCAGCUCAUCCUGUACCCCAACCUCAAGGUCCCUGCAAAUGACUUCACUGGUCACAGAAUAGUCCAUUUUGGCUGCUGCCAAGAUCCUAACAUAUACUGCCUCUACCCAAUUUUGGAAUCCCAAGUUUGCGCCCCAAGCUUCCAUUCUGGCUCUUCUGCCUGUUCAUCUAACCAAAGUCGAGAGAGAUGAUAAAUACAAAAAGUCACAUGU
Pongo pygmaeus (Bornean orangutan) is the source of this 1825-nucleotide messenger RNA. RefSeq names its product divergent-paired related homeobox (gene DPRX). Bases 1229 to 1804 code for a protein of 191 amino acids. Gene Ontology annotation, cellular component: nucleus. The transcript has 5 exons. Lineage: Eukaryota; Metazoa; Chordata; Mammalia; Primates; Hominidae. The record is from RefSeq and is a predicted model, not a curated record. Gene Ontology annotation, molecular function: DNA-binding transcription factor activity, RNA polymerase II-specific; RNA polymerase II cis-regulatory region sequence-specific DNA binding. Gene Ontology annotation, biological process: regulation of transcription by RNA polymerase II.